AUGGCAUCUGACGAUCAAGAUCCUACCAGCCAUCGGCCUAGCCCGUCUCCUCGCCAGUACAAAUGUGGCCACUGCCCCAAGGCCUUUAAGCGCAGUGAGCACUGUAUCCGGCAUGAACGGAGACAUACACUCGAGAAACCAUUUUCGUGUCGCUACUGUCGGAAAAGCUACUCGCGCAAAGAUCUCGUCACUCGCCACGAACGCACAUUGCACGCCGACAAAUGCACUCGGACGAAUCCUCAUGCUCGGCCCGAAGUCUUGGUCGCAUCGGCCAACGAAGGGGACACGGUGCACUGUGCUCAGCAUCCUACCAUCCGUCGCGAUUCAUUGUUAGAGCCCCUCUCAUCGCUCGACGAGAACGCUUGGAUACCGCCAUCAUGCCACGACCCUUUACCCCCAAGGCCUAGUCGCGUCGAUGAGGACGUCGGAAGUCGCUUUGAAUCCAUCGGCGCGAUGAAUGGCCCGCAACCUGCUGCCCGUCACCACUCCAUGCCAACACCACCCUCCCGGCGCACGUCGACCAGUGAGCCAGUGUGCCGCACCCCCAACGUCUCCCCCUCGGCAAGGUCUCAUAACGGCCUUGCGAUCGGCUCUCCCAACGGAUCGACUGCGCCCGAUGUCGGCAGUGAGCCCUCAGACAAUCGGAGUGUGAAUGGGCAGGAUUUCGAACCGCCAUAUCGAGUCCAGUACCCACGACACCAAGAUACACAGCAACAAGCCCCAGCAAUGCCGGAUCCUCCGGUUCUUCAAGACCCUGCAGAGGGCCAGCUAAGCCUGCCUCUGCUUGACUUUGGUCCUCUGCCUGAUGACCUCUUCGACGUCGCGGAUUUUGACCAAAUCGAGAUCCCUGACUGGAUGGAGUUGUCUUGGACUGCAACACCUGUAAUGAGUACGGCUGGAACCUCCAGAGGGCCACAUGCCACCUUGCCCGACGUAGCCCUACGUGUCCAAGAUACGCAUGGCUCUAGCCCCCGGGACCAUCGGGCAAACGCGACUCCCACGAAUCCGCAUGUACCCAAGGAAAGGAAUGGCGGCUUGAAAGAAGCAUUCACCGCCGAUGUGCAUGUACGCGAUUGGAUCUGCCAAGAUCUGGUGCAACGGCAUGUCCCAGAACACCAGCUCGAGGAGAUUCCCACUGAAAAACUCUGCCAGGGCUUCCUUUCAAGCUACAUGAACUGUUUCCAUGGCCACUUCCCUAUAAUUCACCGGCCAACUUUUACCCCUACAACAACUCCGAGUCCGCUGCUCCUCAUCAUGUGUAGUAUCGGUGCAUUGUAUCGCCUCGACCGACGGAGGGCAAAAAGCUUGUAUGAUAUCACUGUACGCUCCAUCGAACAGAUGACCUCUGCAAGCCACAGUUCAGUGUCUCACGCCGACUACCCAAUCUGGUUUGUACAGACAAAACUGUUAUUGACCCUUUUCACCGUUUUAAGCGGUGACGACGAGCUGGUGUCUACAGCCAUGGCCGAGAACGGAUUUUAUACAUUGGUGUACGAAACGAUUCGCCAGUCCCUCAACGAUCAAGGUGCGGACCACAGAAUACUCUCUUGGCCUGAAUGGAUCCAGCACGAAACCCGAAAAAGAACCUUGGGUGGAAUCUUUAUCGUCAGCACCCUCAAUAUGAUCAUCUACAAUGUCAACCCCGGUUUUCAUCCCGCCGAAGACCUGGACUUUGAGGCCUUUGACGAUGAAAGCCACUGGAAUGCCAGGACAGCAAGCGAGUGGUGUGAGCUCCGAACCGCCUGGCAUCAACCGGACUAUCUGACCAUGCGGGAAAUGCUCAUGGACCUCAUUUCCGAUGAUUCUAGUCGUUUAAAGAACCGAUCUCGAGUUUCUCCAUUCUCGUCGUGGGUAAUCACACACGCCUUUGUAGUCUAUACGUGGCAUCUAUUUCAAGUGGCUCCGCCGACCUCGUCCGCGAUUUUAGGUGCCAACGUUACGUCUUUACUGCUUCACUCGGCAAUGCAGUCUCUCGCGAGAUACCAUGAACUACUGGAAGAAAGUGUCGACACGAAUCCAGAGGAAGUGACUCACACCGCCAAGCCGUCGCUGAUAUCGACCUGUCGGGCAAUCCUCCCUAUCGCAUACAUCCGACUCUUCGGUUCCGCUAUCCGCCUCGAUCGCUUGAGCUUGAUAUCUCGAGACUCGGACUCGGUUGAAGCAUCUGUGGCAGUGUUUGCAUCGACGAAAAUGAUAAAGACGCCUUAUCUGCUCGAUGUUGUACGACGGUCGUUUGACGGUCUAAGAAGGACAGUCAAGAUAGGGCAUUUGCUCAUGCGCAAAACGGCAGCAUUCCAUUGGAGUAUUGAGCAUGCCGUUGCGGCAUGGGACUGUGCUCUUUUUGUGACCAAAUGGGUACAUGCCGUAGAACUUGACGCCUUGAACAACAUCCUGACCAGUCCCGCCGAGGCCCAGCUUCUAGAUUCCAUGAAGCAAGUGCUUGAUGAGACAGACUGCAGUUUCAGGGAAGGGCUGUCUCUGGCUGCUGCACUAGCAAGACUAUGGAGUUUGAGUCUCCAGGAUGUUUGGGUAUGGGGUAUUACUCCCCGGAUGGGGACCAUCCUGUCAAACCUGGCUACCACGUACCAGCGAAUCAAUGAUACGAACCGUCACCGCAGCCUUGCGGAGGGUAGUUUAUCCCACUAA
Messenger RNA from Fusarium keratoplasticum, 2646 nucleotides. RefSeq lists its product as uncharacterized. Gene Ontology annotation, molecular function: zinc ion binding; RNA polymerase II cis-regulatory region sequence-specific DNA binding; DNA-binding transcription factor activity, RNA polymerase II-specific. Lineage: Eukaryota; Fungi; Ascomycota; Sordariomycetes; Hypocreales; Nectriaceae. Gene Ontology annotation, biological process: regulation of transcription by RNA polymerase II; DNA-templated transcription. Gene Ontology annotation, cellular component: chromatin. Bases 1 to 2646 code for a protein of 881 amino acids. The transcript is spliced from 6 exons. The record is from RefSeq and is a predicted model, not a curated record.